CUCAUUUCCGGGUGGUCUUUGGGCGCAGGAGGCACGCGGAGGUGGGCUGCCUGGGCUGCAGCCCAGAUUCCACACAGACGGAGCAGCGCGGCGGGCGCAGUUUUUGCCCGAGAAAGGGCGGGUAAGCGCCGCGCAGCUGCGUCCCGCGCCACCGCAGGGUGACCGCCGAGCUCAGAGCGCGCGAGUCUGCGAGGCGUGCUCGGUUGUCCAGAGGCAAAGUUCCAUAAGUUCUUUCCUCUUUUGGCAAGACUAGUGGGUGUUGUCACACAUACACACACCCCACCCCCGCCCCCGAUUGUGACCCCGAAGGUCCCACUAUGGACAGCGAAAGCGAAGUGGAUUUUUCUAGCAACAGCUCGACCCCAUUGUGGCGGAGGCGAUCGACCCCUCAGCCUCCGCUGCUGAGUCGGAGCAAGCCGAGGCCUCAGUCUUACCAGAGCCCCAACGGGUUAUUGAUCACGGAUUUCCCGGUGGAGGACAGAGGGACUCCUCCCGCUGCGCAGACUCGGGCCCAAGUGCUCACAGCCGCCGACGGCAGGACAGUCCAGAGAAGCCCCCUGCUUCUGCACGUCCCUCGGAGAGUGGUGGCCAAUGGCGGGACGGUUUCCCCGGAGUACAACGCUGCUUCUCCACGACUCCAACGGCCCAAGUCACCUCUGGUCCCCAAAGCGGCGCCGGCUGGCUCUCCGAAAUCCCCAGCAAAUGGCACGAUGACCUCGCCUGCGUCGCCGCUGCGCCCCCAGCGGACUGCUAACGCGCUCGUCCCCUGCAGCCCAGAGGAGGACCCUACUCGGUUGACUUUCAGCCCGGUGCCUUCGCCCCCUGCAAAGGGUCUUGCCCCUGAUAACCAUUCUCCUGGCUUGGCUCCGCAAUCCGGUCAGACCACCAAGGAGCCGGAACCGGGAUCCUGGAGACUUUCUCCUGCGCCCCAGAAAAGGAGUUCGGAACAAAAACUCCCACUCCAAAGACUCCCGUCCCAGGAGACCGAGCACCCUGAGAGUCCUUCGGUGGUUUUGAGUACAAACAGCCCCGCUGCCCUCAAAGUUGGGAAGCAGCAGAUCAUUCCCAAGAGCCUGGCCUCGGAAAUUAAGAUAAGUAAAUCCAACGGUCAGAAUGUAGAUCCCCACAAGCGACUCCUCAAAGUGCGCAGCAUGGUGGAGGGCCUGGGAACAGCCCUGGGCCACGCUGGGGAGGAGGGCGAGGUCGACAACGACGUGGACAGUCCGGGGUCUCUGCGGAGAGGCUUGCGGUCCACAUCCUACCGCCGAGCAGUAGUUAGUGGCUUUGAUUUCGACAGCCCUAACAGCUCGAAGAAGAAGAACAGAAUGUCUCAGCCGGUUCUGAAAGCAGUGAUGGAAGACAAGGAGAAGUUUUCCAGCUUGGGAAGGAUGAAGAAAAAAAUGCUGAAAGGACAAGGAACAUUUGAUGGGGAAGAAAAUGCAGUCCUGUACCAAAACUACAAAGAAAAGGCUCUUGACAUCGACUCUGAUGAAGAGUCGGAGCCUAAAGAACAGAAGCCAGAUGAAAAAAUUGUGAUUCACCAUAAGCCCCUGAGAUCCACGUGGAGCCAGCUGUCUGCGUUUGUCUCAGACAGUGAGCCAGGAGGAAAGAAAAAGGCAAGAGGCUAUCUUCGAAGUCAUAUCCUCUGAACAUUCCUAUUUACUCAGCUUGGAGAUCUUGAUAAGAAUGUUCAAAAAUUCUAAAGAACUGAGUGAUACAAUGACUAAAACAGAGAGGCAUCAUCUUUUCUCCAAUAUUACAGAUGUCUGUGAGGCAAGCAAAAAAUUCUUUACAGAGUUGGAAGCAAGACAUCAGAAUAAUAUCUUCAUAGACGAUAUAAGUGACAUUGUGGAAAAACACACAGCAUCCACAUUUGACCCGUAUGUGAAAUAUUGCACAAAUGAAGUCUACCAACAACGAACACUACAAAAAUUGUUAGCCACUAACCCAUCCUUUAAGGAGGUAUUAUCAAGGAUCGAGUCCCAUGAAGACUGUAGAAACCUACCCAUGAUCUCUUUUCUCAUUCUGCCCAUGCAGAGGGUGACCCGCCUUCCCCUGCUGAUGGAUACAAUCUGUCAAAAAACACCUAAGGAGUCUCCUAAGUAUGAAGUCUGCAAAAGGGCCUUAAAGGAAGUAAGCAAGUUGGUUCGGCUGUGCAAUGAAGGAGCCAGGAAGAUGGAAAGGACCGAGAUGAUGUACACGAUUAAUUCCCAGCUGGAAUUUAAAAUUAAGCCUUUUCCUUUAGUCUCCUCUUCCCGGUGGUUGGUAAAAAGAGGAGAGUUGACAGCCUAUGUAGAAGACACUGUGCUUUUCUCAAAGAGGACAUCCAAACAGCAGGUCUACUUCUUUCUGUUUAAUGAUGUGCUCAUUAUCACCAAGAAGAAGAGUGAAGAAAGUUACAACGUCAAUGAUUAUUCCUUACGAGAUCAGCUAUUGGUAGAAUCUUGUGACAAUGAAGAGCUUAAUUCUUCUCCAGGGAAGAACAGUUCCACAAUGCUGUAUUCAAGACAGAGCUCGGCCAGUCACCUCUUCACCCUGACAGUCCUUAGUAACCACGCAAAUGAGAAAGUGGAAAUGCUGCUGGGGGCUGAGACGCAGAGUGAGCGAGCCCGCUGGAUAACUGCCCUGGGACACAGCAGCGGGAAGCAGCCUCCUGACCGAACCUCACUGACUCAGGUGGAAAUUGUUAGGUCAUUUACUGCGAAGCAGCCAGACGAGCUCUCCCUGCAGGUGGCAGACGUGGUCCUCAUAUACCAACGCGUCGGUGAUGGCUGGUAUGAGGGGGAACGACUUCGAGAUGGAGAAAGAGGCUGGUUUCCUAUGGAAUGUGCCAAGGAGAUAACUUGUCAAGCUACAAUUGAUAAGAAUGUGGAGAGAAUGGGACGUUUGCUAGGACUGGAGACCAACGUGUAACCUCUCAGAUGACCCUUUCGUUACUGCAAGAUUUGCACUACA
Messenger RNA from Tupaia belangeri chinensis (Chinese tree shrew), 2955 nucleotides. It is a transcript of the gene ARHGEF26, whose product is annotated as Rho guanine nucleotide exchange factor 26. Lineage: Eukaryota; Metazoa; Chordata; Mammalia; Scandentia; Tupaiidae. The record is from RefSeq and is a predicted model, not a curated record. Gene Ontology annotation, biological process: activation of GTPase activity. Gene Ontology annotation, molecular function: protein binding; guanyl-nucleotide exchange factor activity.